AUGGUGGGUGACGGCUUUAUCAUUAACCACAGCACGAACAGUUCCAACAAAUUAGAGAGCCCAAAGAAAACAAAGAAGAAGAAGAAGCGUGGUGGUACCAAGAAGAAGAUGACCACCGAGCAGACUUUGGCUUUCAAGUCUGUGAGUGAAUGGGUUUUCUUGGAACAAGCUUCUUCACUGCCUUCCACUGCAGCUUCUUGUGUUGUUGAUGAUUUUGGGGUACAGAAGAGCCUUGGAAGAGGUGGAGACAAGGUAGUGUUUGAAUUGCAUUCACAUUCAAAAUGCAGUGAUGGGUUUCUUUCGCCUUCGAAGUUGGUGGAGAGGGCUCAUGGAAAUGGGGUGAAAGUUCUUGCUCUGACAGAUCAUGACACGAUGUCUGGCAUACCUGAGGCCCUGGAAGCAGCUCGGAGAUUUCGCAUAAAGAUAAUUCCAGGUGUUGAAAUCAGUACAAAAUUCUACCCAAGAGGAGAUUCUGAACCAGAGGAACCAGUACACAUCCUUGCAUAUUACAGCAGCUGCGGGCCAACAAGUUUUGAAGAUCUGGAAAAGUUCUUGUCUAAUAUAAGGGAUGGUCGUUAUCUUCGUGCAAAAACUAUGGUUUCCAAACUGAACAUGCUCAAGUUGCCUGUUAAAUGGGAGCAUGUCUCAAGGAUUGCAGGCAAGGGAGUUGCUCCUGGGAGACUGCAUGUGGCCCGUGCGCUGGUUGAAGCAGGUUAUGUGGAAAACCUGAAACAAGCUUUUUCCCGCUAUCUUUUCGAUGGUGGACCUGCAUACUCGACGGGAAGCGAACCUCUGGCAGAAGAAGCAAUACAAAUGAUUUGUGAUACAGGAGGUGUGGCUGUGCUAGCUCAUCCUUGGUCAUUGAAAAAUCCAGUGACCAUCAUAAGAAGGUUAAAAGAAGCUGGUCUUCACGGGAUUGAAGUUUACAGAAGUGAUGGAAAACUGGCUGUGUACAGUGAUCUAGCUGACACUUAUGAUCUUCUGAAGCUUGGAGGGUCAGAUUAUCAUGGGAGAGGUGGGCAUGGUGAGUCUGAGCUGGGUAGUGUGAACCUUCCAGUGCUGGUUUUGCGUGACUUUCUUAAAGUAGCUCGGCCAAUUUGGUGUUGUUCCAUUAGGCACAUUUUAGAAAAUUAUGCCGAGGAGCCUUCAGAUUUUAAUCUAGCAAAGAUUACAAGGUUUGGGAAGGGAGUUUCCCCCUUAACCUGCGGCAAGGAUUUGAUUGAUCGCUGCUUGUCUUCGUGGUUGACAAAUGAAGAGAGGCAAAAUGCAGUUUUCGAGGCCGUCCGAUUGAAGCUUUCUCAUGUUUCAAUUAAUCAGGGAGGAAUCCAGGUUCCCAUAGAGAGUAAAUAA
Molecule: messenger RNA, 1350 nt
Organism: Prunus armeniaca (apricot)
Lineage: Eukaryota; Viridiplantae; Streptophyta; Magnoliopsida; Rosales; Rosaceae
Source: the annotation of a GenBank genome assembly